AUGUAACACUAAUAAGAAUAGCAAUGUUUACCAGCACCCCACAAACAAUGUGAAAGUACAUUGUACAUAGUACUGCAUUAUGAUUCCAUGCAAGUUCUUUGAAAAUUGACCGGCUCUGUGAAAUUGAGGCAUUGCUAACUAAAUACACACACCUGCUUUUGUGACAUGUUUGAAUGACAGGAAAUAAAUAGCUUAUGAAAGCUACAGCUUCUGCAACAAGCAAGCCUUUUUUGCUGUGCUCUGCUGUUUCUUGCAGUGUAAAGGUCAGCACUGCUCUUCAAAGUAGCAAGAUAGGAUGCUGAUAAAACGAGCUGCUUAACCUACCCCUACCAAAUAUAGCUAUGCAGAAAUCAAACCAGUGCAGCAGGAUAUAAACAGGAGUACAUCUGCAAAGUCUCACCUGUAAGAAAUGAAUUAUUUUACACUGCAACAAUCGAAAGCAAAGACUGCUUUCUUGUUUUUCUUUGUUUGAAUUAUUUUCUUGUGGUCUACAACAGAAGAAUAGGCUCAGCUCAUUCACUGGGAGUUACCAGGACAAGGACAAGAUUAGAAAUGAAUAUAUCAAAGGGACAGUUCAGGUUGAGUGGUAUGAAGACAAAGAGAAGGAAUGCUGUGAUGGUUUGGACAUGUACAGAGGAGGGAUAAAGGAUAUGCUGGACAAAGGAUGUUAAAAAUGGAGCUGCCAGGCAGGAGGAAAUGAGGAAGACCACAGAGAAGAUUCAUGCAUACUGAAGGAGGACAUGAAGGCGACUGCUGUCACAGAGGAGGAUAAGAUAGGAAUGAAGCCUCUGCAUGACAAGCUAUGACCAACAGAACAGCACUGUAGAGCUCACAUUGCAAAGGGAAGACUUAAGAAUGAAGACCAAGUAUGCAAUCGUCUUUAUCUGUAUUGUGGCCCUGGUCAUCAUUGAAAAGGAAAGCAACAUCCUCUCUAGGGUCUCUGACAGAUUGAUCCAGAGGCAGAUGCCGCAGCAGCAGGAUUUCAGCAACAUAACACAAAAGGGCUCCUUGAUGGCACUCAAAAUGCUGCUGUCGCGACUCUCUGGUACAAGAAGGGAUAGCUCAAAUUUCUCAGAGGAAGAAGAGGAGGAAGAACUGGAUGAUUCGGGGACAUACAGCUACGCCGGUGGCCGUAAGCAUGUAUUACUCUUGGCCACCACACGGACAGGUUCCUCAUUUGUGGGGGAAUUUUUUAACCAGCACGGGGAGAACAUGUUCUAUCUGUUUGAGCCACUGUGGCACGUCGAGCGCAUGCUGACCCCGGCUGCAGAGGCAAACAAUGGGACGUUGUUGUCGGGAAUUUACCGAGAUGUACUCCAGGGGCUUUUCCUGUGUGAUUUCUCACCUCUUGAGAAGUUCAUCUCUCCCCCACCUCAGGACCAUGUCACCCCAUCUCUUUUCCGCAGAGAGUCUAGUUUAUCACUCUGUGAAGAACGGGUCUGCAGUCCUGUAAUCAGAGAUGUUUUUGAGAGGUAUCGCUGUAAGAGUCGUCGCUGUGGGCCACUGAACCUAACUCUUGCAUCUGAAUCCUGCCUUUCCAAACAACAUCAUGCCAUUAAGACUGUUCGUGUGCAUCAGCUGGACACACUACAGCCUUUGGUAGAGGACCCUCGCUUAGAUAUCAAAGUUAUCCAGCUAGUUCGAGAUCCAAGAGCUAUCUUAGCAUCGCGCAUGGUGGCGUUCUCUUCAAAAUAUCACACGUGGAAGGCUUGGGCGCAGAACGGCCAGGUGCCCGAAGAUGACGAGGAGGUGAAGAGGCUCAAAGGAAACUGUGAUCACAUUAGGAUGUCCGCAGAGGUUGGACUGAGCCAACCUCACUGGCUCAGGAACCGCUACAUGCUGGUCCGCUAUGAGGAUAUCGCCCUCUACCCUAUGCAAAAGGCAGAGGAGAUGUACAAGUUUGCAGGGAUACCAUUUAGUUCCCUGGCCAGGGAGUGGAUACUGAAGAACACCCAGACCACACAGAAAGCCAGUGGGAUUUACUCCACUCAGAAGAACUCAUCAGAGCAGGCAGAGAAAUGGAGAUUUACAAUUCCCUUUACAUUGGCUCAGGUAGUGCAGAGAGUGUGUGGACCCACCAUGAAGCUGUUCGGGUACAGAUUUGUGAAUGAUGAAAUGACACUGACCAACAAGUCCAUUAGUUUGCUUGAGGAUAGAUUAUUUAAUUAAACAAGAGGUGAACAUGUGAAUCUGCAAAAUACUACAAUGCAUGCAGUGCAUGAGAGCCAGCAGAAGCCAUUACUGUUCAGAUCGAAACAAAGGUGCCAUAAAAAUACAAAUAAAGGUGCCUCACAUGUAGGCCAUACAGUAAGAUGCUCGCCAAUGAUGUGCCUCAUUGAAAUAAUGAAAAGCUACUUGAUAAAGGGAAGUAUUUGUUUGCAUACUCUGUUCACUGAGUAGCCUGAAGAUUAAACUUUGUUGCAUGCUCUGUAUUUCAUUUAGAAAUGAAACAAGCACAGAUAUCAAGGCCAAAUGUGACAGAUUAUUAUGUAGGAUUUUUUUUUUUUUUUAAAUCUUUGUCAUGGUUGAAUUUUAAGUGACAAACUUAAAGUGAAAGUUAUGUGCAUAUGUUGUCUAAGGGAACUUUUUUCUUAGAGGACCUUAAGACCUUUUCUUAAUAACACCCAGUUUUGCUGGUUUCAUGUUUUCAUACAUCAGCAUUAGUCUAGGCAUUUGCUAGAGUUAUGUUUGAGUAGACAUGAUGUGCUGUGAUAGAGUUGAACAAAUCUUACUCAGGAAAAGUAUGUUGUGUCUCGAUGACAAGCAUUGAUAUUUUCUCAACAGUGUGCUGUGUAAGAGAAUAGGUUUUUCUUUUGAAAACUCUGAGAUUAGAGAAGGAAAAAUAAGAUUUAUUUAUCAAUUUAAAGAUGAUAUGAGAAGUAGUAACACUCAUAUAUCUAUAUGAAGUAUCUACAUUAAAUGUAAGUUUUUUGUUUUCUUUUAAACCACACAACAGCUCAAAGUAAUAAAAUCACCCAAAAAUAUUAAGACCUGCAGGAUCCACCCUGUAAAGAUGCGUUGUGUUUUGAUAUGACCUGUGUAGGUGCACUCACUGGCCAGUUCAUUUGGUACACUUGUUCAGCUGUUUGUUAACACAAAUAUCUAAUCAGCCAUUCACAUGGCAGCAACUUGAUGCAUUUAGUUAUGUAUGCUGAAGUUAAAAUUGAGCAUCCGAAUGGGGAAGAGCAGUGAUUUAAGUGACUUUCAUGCUGUUGGUGCCAGAUAGGCUGAUCAGAAACUGAUCUGCUGGGAUUUUCCCCAUAACCAUUUCUAGGAUUUAGGGGAAAUGAUCUGAAAAAGAGAAAAUAUCCAGUAAGCUGCAGUUCUCUGGAAGAAAAUGCCUUGUUGAGGCCAGAGGGGAAUGGCAAGACAGGUUUGAGAAGAUAGGAAAGCAGCAGUAACUCAAACACUCAUUGCAGCCAAGCAGAAGAGCGUCUUUAAGUGGAAAACCCAUCGAAUCUUUAAGCAGAUGGGUCACAACAGCGGAAAACCACAUCUGAUGCCAAUCCUGUCAGCUACAAACAGGAAACUCAGGCUAUGGGGGCAAAAAAGAGUUUAAAAUUGUGUUAUCUGAUCUGAUAAAUCUAAAUUUCUGCUGUGACAUUUGGAUGGUAGGGUCAGAAUUUGGCAUAAACAACCUGAAAGCAUAAAUUCAUCCUGCCUCGUGUCAGUGGGUCAGCCUGGUGGUGGUGCUUUAAUGGUGUGGGGGAUAGUGUUUUAGCAUGCUUUAGACCCGUUAGUGCCAGCUGAGUAUUGUUUAAACACCACAGGCUUCCUUGAAUAUUGUUGCUGAUCACGAGCAUUAUUGAUAACCAUCUUCCAUGUGUCCAUCUUCUGAUGGCUGUUUCCAGCACUGAAGGACCAUGUAACAGUUCAAAUCGUCUUAAAACUUGUUUCUUUAACGUGUCACUGUCCUCAAAUGGCCUCUAAAGCUACCAGAUUUCAAUCCACUCCUUUUGGUAUGCUGUGGAAUGUGAGAGUCACAUCACAGAUGUGAAAUCUGCAACAACUAUGAGAUGCUAUCAAUGCAAUAUGAAUCAUAAUGUCUGAAGAGGCAGUUUCAAGUACUAGCAAGAUAUACCUAAUGAAGUGGCUGAUGAGUGUAUACAGCCUAUGACUUUAAGUGAAACCCAGGUGGUGCUGGCUUAACUGUCAGUCUUGAUAAAAUAUGAAGUUAAGCACUGUGACUUCAGAUAAAUGGCAACAUUGUGCUCAGUUUGGCAGUGGCUCUAUUGAAGCAGCUGUGAAAGACAUGUUUCAGAAUUUCAUGGAGCUUCACUUACCUUCAUUUUAAAAACAUACAUAUGAAUUCAUAUAUAUGUGUGACAUACUGAAGCCAGAACAACCAAUUUUGCAGCUCAAACAGUGGGUGUAGUCACAGUGCAACAUAGUAUGCAUUUAACUAAUGCAGAGUGGGAAUACAUGCAGCUCCUUUUUUUGGUGAGGAGGAAUACAGAUGUGCAGUUUAUCCCUGUUUAUGGAUGAUUCCAAAAAGGUUAGUGUUGUCAUAAAGAACAGAGGCUAUUGCCAACAUAACUUCAAAGUUUUUAUUGAGGCAAAAAAACAAAGAAAAUCAGAAAAAGUUUGAGUCAAUUCACCAAAGGAAAUCUGUUCUUAAGUCUUACUUUGGCUAAUUUAAUUAGUUGCACAUUUUAGUUCUUUGAAUACUGACUAAAAUUUGUCUUUUUUACAGCUCAGAUGUAGUUCUUUCAAAUGCACAGUCUGCCAUUGAAGUGCUAAUUUAAGCAGGCAUAGUAAUAUUUGAAUUUCAAGAAAUGAUUUGGUGCUCAGGGGAAUCAGGUAUUAAGUUGGCAUUUUUGUAAAUUACAUCUGACUUAAGCACAAAGCACACCUCUGGUUAUCAGCAAUGUAACAAAGUAAAAAUAACAUCUGCUUUGCAUUUAGAUACAUUUUAAUGAAUUAACCGAACAGUGGGAAAACUUAACAAGACUUGACUUCAAAGAACGAUA
Oreochromis niloticus (Nile tilapia) is the source of this 4970-nucleotide messenger RNA. It is a transcript of the gene chst3a, whose product is annotated as carbohydrate (chondroitin 6) sulfotransferase 3a. Gene Ontology annotation, biological process: N-acetylglucosamine metabolic process; carbohydrate metabolic process. NCBI's taxonomy places the organism in Eukaryota, Metazoa, Chordata, Actinopteri, Cichliformes, Cichlidae. The record is from RefSeq and is a predicted model, not a curated record. The coding region runs from base 793 to 2169 and encodes 458 amino acids. Gene Ontology annotation, molecular function: N-acetylglucosamine 6-O-sulfotransferase activity; chondroitin 6-sulfotransferase activity. Gene Ontology annotation, cellular component: Golgi membrane. The transcript has 4 exons.